Molecule: messenger RNA, 2093 nt
Organism: Dendronephthya gigantea
Lineage: Eukaryota; Metazoa; Cnidaria; Anthozoa; Malacalcyonacea; Nephtheidae
Product: polycomb protein Suz12-like
Exons: 14
Coding region: 106-2055 (649 amino acids)
Cellular component (GO): ESC/E(Z) complex; nucleus
Molecular function (GO): chromatin DNA binding
Source: RefSeq, a predicted model, not a curated record
GCUGCAUGAAUAAAAACAAUGGCGCACGUUCCCUCGUAAAACUGAGCAAUUCCUUGUGAUUUCUUUCACAAUAUCGUACGGAAAAUUGCAUUUAGACUAUCUAAAAUGUCGGACAAAGGAGAAGCGGUCAAUAUGGCUGCGAGAAAUCUAAAAUUUGAACAGUUACGGAGUGACCAUGAGACAUUCUUACGUACCUUUGAAAAGCCUACGCAGAUAUACCGGUUUUUGAGAACACGAAAUAUCAUAACACCAAUAUUUUUACAUAGAAAUCUCUUGUACAUGAGACACCGCAGAACAAAAAAUACUACCAAAGAACAGAGUGGGAAAUUUAAAGUUGAUGACUUGUUAGAAAAGUGUGAACAAGGAAAUACUGGGGAUUCUCAACUGAGUUCAGAGAAGAAUGGAUACUUGAACUUGACUUUUAAAGGGUUUUUUCGAGGACCAGUACAUGGAGAGCUUCCAACACCUUCAAGUGAAAAUCUUGCAGAUCAAAAUCUUGUUCCUGCUGAAGUAUUCAUUGUCAAAGUUUGUCACAAAAGAAGAAAGGAAAGCAGUCCACAGAUUAUCCAAGAACGCGUUGGCCGCUGUCUGGUUCCUCAUAAUCCCUGCACAGAUCAGGAACCAAUACUUGAAACUUGCAGCGUUUCCAUCCCUAGAUCUAUAUUUAACCCUAAAACAAACCGAAAUAUUCGUUCCUUCAUUCUCACCCUGGAAGUCAGCGUCCCUCUUAUUGAAACUGGGAAGAAAAAGAAACGGAAGAAAAGUGAACAAAAAACUGAAACCAAACAAAAAUCAGAGUCUUCUGAGCCACCUAGCAAACGUCUCCGAGGUCAGCGGGCAUCUUUGAACUCUGAAAAUGAACAGCCAGAGAAGCCAGAAGACCUGGACACUAGUCUCCAGACUUGCGGGGCAGUGUCUGAUAAGAUUAUCUACUUCACUGAGUUGAUUAUCUUUGGUAACGAGCGAGAGUGUUUGUUGGUUGACGGGGAAUAUGAACUCGUGUUACAUGAUAAAGGAAAUGGGAAACAACGCAAAAGAAAACAGUUGUCAUGGGAAAUUGAUUAUAAUGGGAAGCUAGGACCGUUUGAGCUGUACGCCUUUGGACCAACGUUGAAAUUCUUACUUGCUUGGGAAGGAAAACCUUUGUAUACAAGACCAAGCAGCCUCCCGUUACGAGAACGUCAGCUUGAUUCGAAUGCGAAUAUGGAGUUGACCACAGUUGCCUCCACGGAUGAAAAUGAUAAGGAGAGCAGAAAAAGAUUACGAAUAUUCUACCAAUUCAUCUACAACAAUCAUACCAGGCAACAAACUGAGGCACGAGAUGAUUGUCUUUGUCCCUGGUGUGGUGUAAAUUGUGUUCGGUUAUACAGUCUUUUGAAACAUCUCAAAUGCUGUCAUGGCAGAUUCCUCUUCACUUACGCACCUCACAAUAAAGGUGCUCGCAUUGAUGUGUGUUUGAAUGAAAGUUAUGAUGGAUCUUAUGCUGGUGGCGUGGAGGACCUUAAUGAAAUGGUUGGCUAUGCUUUCAGCCGAGAUGGACCCGUUCGGAGGACGCCUUACACUGCUGUUCUGGUAUGGAGGCCAAAACGUGGCAAGGAAAGCCUUAAUGAGUUUCUAGAACCUGACGAGAGUGACGCUGAUGUAGCAAGACCAUUCUUCAAUGGUCACAAUAGAGUGUACUUCCAUUCCAACACUUGCCUUCCAAUGAAACCUGAUGACUUAGAGUUUGACAGCGAAGAUGAAAUAGACCCAGAAUGGCUGCGGAUUAAAACACAACAGAUGAUAGACGAAUUCACAGAUGUCAAUGACGGCGAGAAAAAGCUGAUGAAAAUGUGGAAUAUUCACGUUAUGAAACGAGGAUAUAUUGCCGACCUGCAGAUCCCAGAGGCUUGCAAGACUUUCGUACGCGAGUAUGGAGAUAAAAUCGUGCAGGAAAAACUUUGUAGGAAUUUCAUUCUUCAUCUCGUGAAUUUAAAUGAUUUUAAUAUCCUAGGUAAGGCACAAUUAUUACAAUCAAUAGAACUCUUAGAUGAAAUACGAUAUUCGCUAGACUAAUCUAUUCUAAGGGCAUACCAAUAUAAUACUUUUGUACA